Molecule: messenger RNA, 1524 nt
Organism: Entamoeba histolytica HM-1:IMSS
Lineage: Eukaryota; Evosea; Mastigamoebida; Endamoebidae
Exons: 1
Source: RefSeq, a predicted model, not a curated record
AUGUUAUUUUUUGGAAGAGUUAUUUCUCAAGAAAAACAAGUUCAACUGACUGAAGUUAAUUUUGAAGUAGAGACUGUUGGUAACAAUGCUAAAGUUAAAGCCAUUCACUCAAUAUUGAAUGAUUCUAAUGAUGAUUGUAAUGUUAGUAUCACUAUGACAUUGGAUGAUGAAUCAGCUGUUACUGGAUAUUCAUUCAAAACAGCUAAUGGAGAUUUUGAUUCAGAACUAAAAGAAAAAGAACAAGCUAAAAUUGAACAAAGUGAUGCAACAACAAAUGGAUAUAGUUCAGCUGUAAUGGAACAAGUUGAUGAUACAACAUUCAGUAUUACACUUGGACUAAUCAAUAAACAUAGUGAAGUAACAUUUAGUAUUGAAUAUCUUACACAUAUGGAGAUUCAAGAUGACGAGUUAGUAAUGAAGAUUCCUAACUUGAUUGAGUCAGAUGAAAAACAACAAAUCCCAUAUUCAAUCAAAGUUACAGGAAGUUCCACAUUCAGUUUUAAAGGGGUAUUAAGUGGAGAAGAGGAAGUUAAUAUUCCAUUAAAUGGGGAUUUAAUACUUGGAAUGAAAGACGAAGAUACAGAUGAAGUUGUCAUUUCAUCCACAUUCAUCAAUAAAGAAAAAGAAGGAAAUAUUAAUAUUGUCUUCAUUUGUGAUAGAAGUGGAAGUAUGUAUGGAGAAGGAAUCAAAGCAUUAAGAAAUAUGUUACAAUUAUUCUUAAGACAAUUACCACUAAACUCCAAAUUUCAGAUUAUUUCAUUUGGAAGUACAUAUGACUUUAUAUUUAAAGAAAUGACAGAAUAUAAUGAAGAUACAUUAAAGUUUGCAUCAGAAACUGUUUCACAUUUUGAAGCAAAUUAUGGAGGAACAAAUAUGCAUGCACCAUUGAAAGCAUUGAUUGAUAAUAAUACGGAGAAGUGUCAUAUAAUUUUAUUAACUGAUGGAUAUGUCGAUAAUAAGACAAGUACAAUUGAAUACAUUAGAACUCUUUCAAAAAAGAAUUCAUUACAUGGAGUUGGAUUAGGAAGAAGUUGUGAUGUAGAAUUAAUUAGAAAUAUAGGUCGAAUUGGUAAUGGAAUUUCAGCCAUUUCUAAAAACCCAAAUGUAUUGAAGAAAGAAGUUUCAAAAAUCACUGAGCGUAUUCUCAUUCCAUCUAUUAAUGAAUGUACAGUUGAAUGGAAUAUUAAAGGAGAGAUAACACCAAAAGAAAUUAGUAAUUUCUAUGGAAUGACAACAUGUUAUAUUCAAUGCAACGAAGAAAUUAAAGAAGGACAAAAUAUCGAAAGUGAAAUAAAAGGAAGAUGUGGAGAAAAAGAAGUCACAUACAAGAAUACAAAAAGCAUUAACAUAACCAAAGGAAUUAUUGUUCAUCAAUUAAUGGCACUUAAUCAAAUCAGAAAAUUAGAAAGUGAAAACAAAAAAGAAGAAGCAAAAAAAUUAUCAAUGAAAUAUCAUGUUCUUUGUAAAGAAACAGCAUUUAUUGCUGUUGACAAAACAACCAAAAAAGAAGUUGACUUUAUCAAG